Leptopilina boulardi is the source of this 3181-nucleotide messenger RNA. RefSeq lists its product as uncharacterized. The transcript is spliced from 17 exons. Bases 161 to 2860 code for a protein of 899 amino acids. Gene Ontology annotation, molecular function: metalloendopeptidase activity. Lineage: Eukaryota; Metazoa; Arthropoda; Insecta; Hymenoptera; Figitidae. Gene Ontology annotation, biological process: proteolysis. The record is from RefSeq and is a predicted model, not a curated record.
AAUUAUUGUAGACAUAAAUGGUAUAAAUUCAAAAAUUUUAAGUAUAUCAGUACUUAAACCUAAGUUUUUCUAUUAAGAAAAUUUCUUUCUACAUUUUGGAAUAGUAGUUACAUAGGAAUUAACUUUGUUACCUACAGGCAAAAUCAUUUUGAUUUAAAAAAUGAUUUAUAUCUGUAUUUUACUUUACGCAUUAAUUGCGCCAUUUUCAUACACGUUUGGAAAUACAGAAGUAUCUAGUGAAAUGACAGUAACUGUCAAUAUUAGGAACAAAGAUAGAACCGUACCUUUGCAGUCCUCAGAAUAUUUUGCUGAUAAAAAUACAAAAGUCUGGUUAGCUGAAAGAGUAGGGGAUAAAUUUACAUACACUCUACAAGAUGAUAUUAUCAAAAAAGCAAAUAAAACCUUCUAUGAAGAGAAAUUGAAUGAUGAUACUAAUUCAGAAGAUUAUGAAAAUUUUGAUCCUUCUGAUUUUGAAGAAAAUGCAGAUAUUGAUAAAAAACCUCAAACAACUAAAAUAUCUAAAAUAUCUGAAGAUGAUGACUACAAUUUUGAUUCUUCUUCUUUUUAUGAUAAUGAAGAAAAUGAUGAAAAACCUAUUCAAAAAAAGAACGAACCUGAAAUUAAAGAAAACACAGUAUAUCCAGAAAUUUUGGUCUAUGUUGAUAAAACAAUAUUUGAGCACUUCAACUACGAUAUUGUGAAAACUGUGGCCUAUACAUUAGUUUUUUGGAGUGGAGUGGAUUUCAAAUUUAGACAUGUACUAUCUCCCAUAAUUCGCCUCAAUAUUGCUGGAAUUGUUGUGUUAAAGGAUCAACUUUUACCUAAUGAAAAAUUUCAAAUCAAUAGAGAUGUACAUAAUAAAUUCAGUAAACAUAUGUUUUCACAUGAGAAGUUUAUUUUUGAAAAAGAUUACGAUAUUGCUGUUUGGUUAGCUGGAAGUACAAACUUACAAACGAGUGAACAAGCCAAAUCAAUUGUGGCUGGAGCUUGUCAUAAACUUCCAACUAUGUUAGCUUCUGUUGCAAUAAUUCUCGAUGAUUUUAAACUUUCUGGAAUUGCUACUGCUGCACAUGAAUUAGCUCAUUUAUUCGGAGCUGCUAAUGACGGCGAACAACUUAAAAUUUGGUCAGGACCAGGUUCAAAAAACUGUUCUGCAAGUGACGGUUACCUUAUGAGUACUCAAAGACAUGGAAAUAAUGCACAUUUCUUUUCCAAAUGUACAAGAAAAGCAAUUGAAUAUUUCUUUAGUACCAAUCGUUCCAACUGCCUUAAAAAUAAUCGAUUUCCUCAUGAAAUUGAAGAACCAGUAUUAAGAAUUUUACCUAGUUUAUAUUUGACAUUAGAUCAACAAUGCGAAAAAGGAGGGUACAAGAAAGCAUUUGAAGUAACUCCAGAAAUUUGCACAAACAUAAAAUGUCUUACGAAGGAAAAUAAUGCAGAGUACAUAAAUGUAACGGCACUUCCAGGAACUCCGUGCGACGUUGGAAAAUACUGCAUGAUGGGACAUUGUUUAGGAGUAACAUUUAACAAAAAUAAAUACGGUAUGAGUUCUGAACUAUUAUUUGCUAAACCGUAUGAAAAAUUGCCCUUAAAAGAAGAUGAAGUAACAACUCCUGCUGUUGAAGUAACAACUUCUGCAGUAGUAGAAACAACUCCUGCAGUUGUAGAAACAACUCCUACGGUAGUCGAAACAACUCCUAUAGUAUUAGAAACAACUUCUGCUGUUGAAGUAACAACUCCUACAGUAGUAGAAACAACUCCUGCUGUUGAAGUAACGACUCCUAUAGUAUUAGAAACAACUCCUGCUGUUGAAGUAACAACUCCUAUAGUAUUAGAAACAACUCCUGCUGUUGAAGUAACAACUCCUAUAGUAUUAGAAACAACUCCUGCUGUUGAAGUAACAACUCCUACAGUAGUAGAAAUAACUCCUGCUGUUGAAGUUACAACUCCUACAGUAGUAGAAACAACUCCUGCUGUUGAAGUAUCAACUCCUGCAGUAGUAGAAACAACUCCUACGGUAGUAGAAACAACUCCUGCUGUUAAAGUAUCAACUCCUGCAGUAGUAGAAACAACUCCUACGGUAGUAGAAACAACUCCUGCAGUAAUAGAAACAACUCCUGUUGUUAAAGUAACAACUCCUGCAGUAGUAGAAACAACUCCUAGAGUAGUAGAAAUAACUCCUGCUGUUAAAGAAACAAAACCUUUUGACAAAUUUACGACUCCUUUGAGUAAAGUAACAACUCCUAAGCCGAAAAAAGAUGAUAAAAUUUCUGAUAGAUUAAAAUUAGCAGAUAAUCAUUGUGAAAUGGGACGUUGUGUGAAAAAUGUGGAAGAAAAUCCAAAAGUUAUUCCAUUGAGUCCUGAGUUUAAAUUAGCUGAUAAAGAAUGCAUAAAAGCUGGUACUUAUGGUGCUGUUAAUGUAUCUCAAAAUCAAUGUAUUUUAAAUUGCAAGGUGUCUAACAGUUUCUAUCUGAAUAUCUUUAGGGGAUGUUUUGAACCUAUGAGUUUUAGAAUACAAACAAUGUAUGCUAAAAAUGGAUUUGCAUGCAGUGAGAACAGCCAUUGUGAAAAUGGUCAAUGUAUACCAAAUCAAAACAAAAAUUCACUUUUGAAUUCUCAAUUCGAAUGGGCUGAGCAACAUUGUAAAAACCAUGGAUUUUUAGGUGCUUUAAAAGUUUCUGCUCAUGAUUGUUUUUUGAAGUGCAAGAUGGCAAUUUAUAGUAUAUUCGAUUAUUUUACGCCACAAAAAACUUGUCAGGUUUCAAUUUUCCCAAUGGCUGCUCCAAAUAAAUUCCCAUGCAGUUAUAAGGGGGUGUGUUUGAACAACAUUUGUGUGCAAGUUGCCUACACAGAAAAUUAAAAGGCAUUAAAAUAAGCUGCAACGCUUAUUAUUUUAAUCCAAUUUUGCUUAUUUUAAUACCAAAAUGGAUUAAAAUAAGCAAAAUUGGAUUAAAAUAAUAAGCGUUGCAGCUUAUUUUAAUGUCUUUUAAUUUUCUGUGUAAAACUGUUACCAAUAUUAUAUAUAUAUAUAUAGUACAAAUUAUGAGGAAAAGGAACCAAAAACUUUUUAUCAAAAUCUAAGCUUGAAAAAGUUGUAGUUGAAUAGAAAUGUAAAAUUAUUUUAAUUUUAUUGUAAGUGAUUUUAAGUGUGAAAUAUUUUUAAUCAGGGUUUAGAAAAAUU